CUGCUGGGGUUAAAGGUCUCCGCCAUGUAUAGGAGUAUCCAGAGCUGAGCCAAUGAGAGGGGUCCUCGCUUUGCAACAGGAAGGUUCAUUCACAAAGUGGCUGUGAGGACCGUGAGCUGCACCAGAGAUCUCUUCUGGUAUUGAUCGAUUCACAGCUUGUGUACUGUACGUGCAGCCUUUGCAGAGAUGGCGUACAUGGUAGUUUUGCAGCAAACAAAGUCAACACUUCAUCUUAAGAGGUCACCUGGUGUAAGAUCCUGGUCUGUCUUAGUUGGAAUUGGCUCCGUUGGUCUGGCUGCUGGUUACUACAGUACAGAUACUUGGGGCUGGAAGUUAUUCUAUAUACUCGGUUGCUUAUUUGUGGCUAUCCAGAAUAUGGAGGAUUGGGAGGAAGUCAUAUUUGAUAAGAAUAAAGGCACUGCAAUUCUUAAAAAUUUUAACCUCUAUACAAAAAUAUUGACUUUGUGGAGUAUGAGCAACGACCAAGUUGUGGCACAGCUUCAGCACAUUAAAGGUGUGAAAGUGGAGGAGGAGCGAGUCCGCUAUUUGGGGACAGGUCACCUCGUGAUUCUCCGCUUUGCCACUGGGUUUUCACACCCGCUUACACAGAGUGCGGUGCUGGGAGGUCGGAGUGACGUGGAAGCUGUAGCAAAACUUAUAACCAAGUUUCUAGGUCUUAAUGAAUUGGGCUUUGCUGAAAAGAUAGAACCGUCUCAGCCAGCAGUGAGAGCAGUGAGGAAGAAUUAUGACUAAAGAAGAAUGAAGAAGAAUGACUUUGUGGCAGUGGAAGGAAAGAACCAAAACACUUGUUACCUUCUUGCCUUACUAAAGUCUAUCCACAACACAUUUGCUGCAGAAUCCCAGUGAUGCAACCAAGAUGUCAGUGCAGCUGUGUAGAUAAUGCAUGUUGAACCCUCUGCUGGUCAAACCAAAUGCCUGUGUUUCGAAUUGCAGUGUUAUUGUAAAGUGCAGUUAGAUGUAUCUGAAUGCCACCAAGAAAUGAUGGAACGACUUAGUCAUUUAUAUAUUUGUAAUUUUGAAUGGUAGGUAAACAAGGAAAAUAAAAAGAAAUUCUACAACGGAAACAGUGACUUGUUCAUGUAAUGCUGACUGGUUGUGAGGUUAGGCUCAGUACGAAUGAGAAGUAUUCAAAGUGUCAGCAUUCAAGCUCCAUGUCAGAACUUUCAGCUCAUAAUGUAGGGUGUUACACCAGUUCAGUGCUGGGGGGGCACUUUGAUGCACUA
Molecule: messenger RNA, 1244 nt
Organism: Callorhinchus milii (elephant shark)
Lineage: Eukaryota; Metazoa; Chordata; Chondrichthyes; Chimaeriformes; Callorhinchidae
Product: cytochrome b-245 chaperone 1
Exons: 7
Coding region: 187-753 (188 amino acids)
Source: RefSeq, a predicted model, not a curated record